CCCCGCCCCCUCGGCGCCCACCGCGAGCUGUGAUCGCGCGCGCCGCCUCAGCGCGGCCCGAGGCUUCUCGCACCCGCGGGUCCCCGACGUUACAGCUCCACCCCCUCGCGCAGGGGCCCCAGGGAUCCCCACGGCUCGCAGGGCUCCCUCAGGCUUCCUCCGCGGCCUCUGCCAGGUCUCUCCCCGCCCCGUUACCCCUUCUCCCCGCAGUCACGAUGGCAGCAGGCGACGGCCAACUCAUCGACUUUGGAGACAGCGCUGCACAGCCGGCUCUGCCGGCCAAUGGCAGGCAGGCAUCUUCACGCCCAUCGGCCUUCCUGGCCAGUGAGGAUGGGCACGCCGGUGGCUUUGAAGCGCUGAGUUUGACCUCUGAAGAGCGCAAAGCCGAGCAGGAGUUUGAGGCGAUAGCUGCACAAGAGCUGGAGAGGGACGAGAACGAGCAAAAGCAACUGCAGGGAGGCCACCCGGCCCCGCCGGUCCCAACCAGGCCACCCCCUGAGCGCCCAGCGGCGGAGAAGGCCACCUCGCCUGUGCCAGGAUCGCGACCCCAGUUGGACCCCCAACACCCUUACUACGACGUGGCCCGCCACGGCAUCGUGGAGGUAGUAGGUGAAGACAACCUUGGGCGAAAAGUGAUCAUCUUCAGCUGCUGUCGGAUGCCACCGACACACCAGCUCAACCACCACAAGCUGCUUGAAUACCUGCGGUACACGCUGGAUCAGUACGUGGAGAGUGACUACACCCUCAUCUAUUUCCACUACGGCCUGACCAGCGAGAACAAGCCGUCUUUCCAGUGGCUGCUCAAUGCCUACCGAGAGUUUGACCGCAAGUACAAGAAGAACCUCAAGGCGCUCUACGUUGUGCAUCCCACCAACUUCAUCCGUGUGCUGUGGAGCUUCCUGAAGCCCUUCAUCAGCUACAAGUUUGGCCGCAAGGUGAUGUACUUCAACUACCUGAGCGAGCUGCACCUGCAGAUGAAGGACCCCAUGCUCAUCAUCCCACCGGAAGUUGUGAGGUUUGAUGAAGAGAAAAACAAGAGGUCAAAGGUGAUGGCUCCCACAGCCACCCAGGCGAGCGUUGUCGCUGACAUUCCGGCCACACAGCAGUUCGGAGUUGGCCUGAAGAGGCUGGCCGAGAAUAGUGGGCAGCUCAUCCCCCUGGUGGUGAGGGAUACGGUGGCGUACCUCAAAGAGCAUGGCCUGCAGACAGAAGGGAUCUUCCGGCGUUCUGCAAGUACGCAGGCGCUCAGGGAAACGCAAGAGCGCUACAACCGCGGACAGCCGGUGGACUUCCAAGCCCUGGGUGACGUGCACCUGGCUGCGGUCAUCCUCAAAACAUUCCUGCGGGAGCUCCCGGAGCCCCUUCUCACCUUCAGCCUCUUUCCCUACAUCAUCAGCGUUCAAGGCCUCGAGAAGGAUGCGCGCGGAGCCGCCGUCGUGGAGAUGGUGAAGAAGCUCCCGGAGGAGAACCGUGCCGUCCUCAAUCACCUGCUCGACUUCCUGAAGCUGGUGGAGCAGCACAGCGGCGUCAACAAGAUGUCGGGGGAGAACUUGGCCAUCGUGUUCGGCCCCAACCUGGUGUGGGAGCGCGAGCGGUCGCUCAACCUCGCCACGAUGGCGCCGGUCAACAACUUCGCGCUCGUCCUGCUGCAGAGCCACGGCCAAGCGGUCCCUCGCCCCGUGCGGCCGCCGCCGCCGCCGCCCACCGCCGCCACCGUGACGCCCGCGGCCUCUCCGUGAACUCCGUGGACUCGCUCACUUUCGUGUGCCCUUGGUUGUUCGUCUCUCUCCGACCACGUCUUGUUUUCUGCUUUCUAGGUAAUGAUUAAAGCCAAGUGUAAAAUUACCAACCCGCCCCUCCCCUAUUUUCUCACUAAAUAUCACAAAUGUGUGCAAUUAAAAGCACACUUUUGCUAAGGAACCUAAAUGUUUGGUAAUGUUGAUGAAUUUGACGACCGCAUUGGGACAAUUGUAUUGACAGCAACCUGUCUGUUAAAUGUCGACAUGCAUCGUUCAUCGCAGUUUGCCCAGAUUGAAGAUGGCUCCACCUUGGGAAGAGGCCCCUGUGGUGGUGCAUGGCAGUCGCGAGCGAGCGCUAUCAAGAGUGAGCUCCGACCGAAACAAAUCGGAACGAGUGCUUCCCCACAUUCGCUUGCUCGAAAGGUCGAUUGAAAGGCUUAGCCCCUUACCUGCCAUGCUGCAGUACACACUUCACAAGGCAUUCCUCCCUUAAGCCGCAGCUGAGACAGCUUGCAUGGAACUUUGUCCUUGCGCCUUUUUUGAUUGAAACAAUUGUGCGUGUGGUGCUCCAGUUUAUCACGAGCACUAUGGCAACAUGGAAGAUGACCACAUCCAGGGCAAUGUGGCACAGCCACUGAUAAGGAUUGCCUUUGAGGAAUGUGUCUUGCAUGUAUGGGCUCGCUCUCUGGGUAGUCUCGUCGCCUUCCCUGCAUGCAAGAACAUAACCCUAAAAUGGUAUGGACAUCUCAAGCGCAGGAUCUUUGGAGAGAAAAACUUUAAACUUUCCAAAUUCUUAGUUGAAAGCAUUCCUGAGUAAAUGCAAUACACGUUUGUGUUGGGUCAGCAUUGGGACACAGCCCAGGAGGAGCUUUAUUACCCUGUUCCUGUCUGACCUGGAGACUUGACCACACAGCUUUGAAGGAACGGGAACAAAGGGGUGUCAGAUGCAGAGAGGGACCCACUUUUGAUUAAUGUCUUUGUUGCACGAUUUUCAGUUUUGACUUAAAUCACUUCCGCGGGUAGCUGUGUGUACGUGCAUCUCCGUCCCAUCGCCUUAAUCGCCGAGGAAUUUGCGUGCCAUUUGUAAACAUUAAAUGCAGUGGCCUGAUGUGAAUUUGUUUAAAAGGGUGCAUUUAAAGACUUGCCUAUAGACCCCCAAAGACGUUGAUAUCGAGCAGAGAAUCGCGUGCAGGCCAAUCGGUGCCCACACAGACUGGAUUGUGAUUGGUAUAGCGGGUUUAUCAGUGUAGUUGGUGUGGAAAAAGUGAAAAGUUUGUGCAGUGGAGCUUGUGGUUUAGGUGAAGGUGGUUGGAGUGGACCAUGAAAGAUGGAUUUGACAGACUUUUU
Messenger RNA from Lethenteron reissneri (Far Eastern brook lamprey), 3086 nucleotides. RefSeq names its product rho GTPase-activating protein 1-like. Gene Ontology annotation, molecular function: GTPase activator activity. Gene Ontology annotation, biological process: small GTPase-mediated signal transduction; negative regulation of endocytic recycling. Lineage: Eukaryota; Metazoa; Chordata; Hyperoartia; Petromyzontiformes; Petromyzontidae. Gene Ontology annotation, cellular component: cytoplasm. The record is from RefSeq and is a predicted model, not a curated record.